Messenger RNA from Populus nigra (black poplar), 930 nucleotides. RefSeq lists its product as uncharacterized. NCBI's taxonomy places the organism in Eukaryota, Viridiplantae, Streptophyta, Magnoliopsida, Malpighiales, Salicaceae. Gene Ontology annotation, cellular component: nucleus. Gene Ontology annotation, biological process: regulation of flower development. The coding region runs from base 43 to 930 and encodes 295 amino acids. The transcript has 4 exons. Gene Ontology annotation, molecular function: protein binding. The record is from RefSeq and is a predicted model, not a curated record.
AAGAAGCUAAACCCCACAAACCAGUUCCAUUUCCUCUCUUCAAUGGCUUCCAUUCCUCAUUUCCGUUCUGAUUAUCACUUUUCUCCAGAUGAAUUUUCAGAGAUUUCAUCUGUAAUGGAUCAAGAUCAUAGAUAUGCUAGAACCGGUUCAUUUUCUAGCAUAAAUAUGUCAAGUGGUGCAAUUUCUAGUCUUAGUGGUGGAGCAAAGUUGGGUGAUCAUCAAGAUCAUAGCUUUCCAACGUUUUAUGAUCAUAAAAAUUGUGGUGCCCUUGAUAUUUUUCAAGGGGAAUCUGAGAUCAUGUCGCCGAUUCCAGCAACGAAUUCAAUGCCUGAAAUAUUUGGGAAUUCUGAUAUGGUUGUGCCCACAUGGAUGGAUUAUAAAAUGGGGUCUAAUGGUGGCAUUGCCAAAAUUGAGAAUUUUAGUUGCGGAUUUCAAAUAUCGGAUGUGUGUGAAUAUGGGGAGGAUUCUGAUGGUUUUUCGCCAAAUUUUACGCCUGUGAUCUGUCCUGCUGCUGAAGAAAAUUGGGCACGCACAUUUUUUAGCCUGGAAUACAACCUAAUAACAGCCAAAGAAAGCACCGAUAUGGCCAAGGUUGGCCGGUACACGGUGGAAGAGAGGAAAGACAGAAUUUCAAGGUAUUUGAAGAAGAGAAACCAAAGGAACUUUAACAAGACCAUCAAGUAUGCUUGCCGAAAAACCCUAGCUGACCGCAGAGUUCGCGUUCGCGGGAGAUUUGCUAGGAACAAUGAAAUAUUUGAAGAAGAAACUGAGGUUAAGAAGGAUGAUGAUAGUAUUCCUUAUCUCCGUCAUGGAAAAGAAACAUAUUGCACUAGCAAUGCAGUCCAGAUCAAGAACGACGAUGAUGACGAUGAACAAUGGCUGCAAGAGGCUUUGGCAAGUCUUGUGUAUGUACCGCAUAUUGCUGGAUGA